Molecule: messenger RNA, 275 nt
Organism: Racocetra fulgida
Lineage: Eukaryota; Fungi; Glomeromycota; Glomeromycetes; Diversisporales; Gigasporaceae
Source: the annotation of a GenBank genome assembly
GAAUUAUCAAUGCAUUGGUUGGUUUAGUAAAUGAUAUAUCCAAUAGUUUUUAUUGUCUUGGUAAAAUUGAAGUUUUAGAUAAAUCAUUUGCAAAAUUGGCAGAGCCCAUUGCGAUUAAAUCUUGGUUUGUCUGUAUUUGUUUGGAUAUUUACGAAAUCUUAUUCAAAAUUUGUCAAACGAUUGAAGAGGCCAAUUCAGAGGCCAAUUCAGAGGCAAAUUCAGAGGAAAAUUCAGAGGCAAAUCAGAGGCUAAUUCACAGGUUAUAUUGGUUAAAA